Aspergillus terreus NIH2624 is the source of this 1683-nucleotide messenger RNA. RefSeq lists its product as uncharacterized. NCBI's taxonomy places the organism in Eukaryota, Fungi, Ascomycota, Eurotiomycetes, Eurotiales, Aspergillaceae. Gene Ontology annotation, molecular function: transmembrane transporter activity. The transcript has 8 exons. The record is from RefSeq and is a predicted model, not a curated record. Bases 1 to 1683 code for a protein of 560 amino acids. Gene Ontology annotation, biological process: transmembrane transport.
AUGGCGUUUGGGAUUUUGGAAUGCAAGGACGGCGAGUCAGCCCCAGGAACAGGUGGGGACCCUUUCUUCCGACUGCUACGCAUAUUGCUGACGACAGUAGUGAUAUUGAGUUAUCAGGAUUCCAAUGAGGACCACGAUGAGGAGACCUCUGAGUCCGCGAAAGGCCAGCAUCAGCGUCGCGGCAUUGUAUUGGUUCCGCAACCAUCUGACUCUCCGGAUGAUCCUUUAAAUUUGCCGCAAUGGAGAAAAGAUUUCAUUCUGCUUAUUGUCAGCCUCCUCUCCUCGGUUGUGGGUGCAUACGGCCCUAUGCUAGGUCCUGGAUUUGUCGAUAUAGCUGAGGAGCUAGGGGUCAGCGUCAAUGAAAUCUCACAAGCCACCUCAUAUCUGGUACUGGCAAUCGGGCUUGGUCUCCUCGUUAGCAACCCCCUCGCGAAAUGCUACGGGAAACGGCCAGUUUAUCUGAUUGCCGGUCUGAUCCUCUUUGCUUCUAGCAUCUGGGGUGCCCUAACCCAUAACUACAAGUCGUUUCUUGCUUGUCGACUAGUGGGGGGUUUGGGUAUGGGACCAUUUGAGGUCCUCGUGCAAUGUACCAUAGGAGACCUCUACUUCGUCCAUGAACGCGCUACUCGAAUUGCUUUCUGGAAUCUGUUCCUAGGGACCGGGAUCGCAGCAGGGCCCAUUGUCAGCGCUUAUAUCAUUCAAUACUCCGGGUACCGCUGGACCUUUGGUACAUGCGCCUUUUUCUACGGAGUCUUGACUGUGGCCCUCUUCUUCUUUGCCCCUGAAACGGCAUAUGUCAGAGAAGCCAGCUCAUCCGGGCCCUCAACCGAUCAGUUGCCUAGAGUGGAGCACCCUGAGGUAAAGGAAAGGGAGCCUCAGCAGCAAACCUUGGGACAGCAACCAAGCGGCCAGCCACUGGUCGCACAAAGGAAGGGCUCCUAUUGGAGAUCUCUCAGAGUAUACACUGGGAUAUACUCUAAUGCUUCGUUUCUCAAAGUCAUGAGCCGCCCGUUUAUCCUCUUUCUCUACCCGGGGAUCUUGUGGGCAUUUCUAAUCUGGGGCACGACGAUAACAUUCACCAUUGUGUUCAGUUACGUCAACGGAGUGAUUUUCACUGAGCCCCCUUACAAUUUCAGCGUCUCCCAAGUUGGACUAAUCAAUAUAUCACCCUUGGUGCUCAGCAUUAUUGCUGAGGUCAUUUCUGGUCCUCUCUGCGACAUGAUCUGUAUCUAUCUGACCAAGAAGAAUAACGGCUUCUAUGAGCCCGAGUUCCGAUUAGUCCUGGUAUCACUGGGGUUCAUCCUGGGUGUUGCCGGGUUCUAUGGCUUUGGUGCCACGAUCCAUUAUCAGACUCACUGGACUGGACCGGUCCUCACGUAUGGGCUGGUUAACGCGUCGCUGGCCGUCUGCUCAACCUGUGUCUUCGGAUACAUUAUUGAUGCGUACAACGCGCUCGGUGAAGAGGCUUUUGUGGCUGUUAAUGCGAGGAACUUCCUCAGCUUCGGGGUCCUGUACUUCAUUAAUGAGUGGCUCGCCAAAGAUGGAGUCCUGGAGGUUUUUAUAGUCCUGGGAAGCCUUUUUGUCUUCACCAGUCUUCUCACGAUUCCCCUAUGGAUAUUCGGGAAGAGGUUUCGGGCUAAGACCGACAGGAUUGUUUGGCUGAAGAAUUACAUGAAAGAUUGA